UGCUAGCCCUCUUAUUAACAUAGAUAGUUAUCAACUCAAGAAAAUAAGCACAGACGUACAAGAUCUGAGAGCCCAAUAUUCUCUGUAACAAUUUCCUUCCAGCUAGAAGAAGAAGCAGUCAAAAGACCAGACAGCACCAUGAAACGUAAGACAAGCUCCUCAAAGAUGCUGUUCAACCACCUUUGACCCAUUUGGCUGCCUCUCAACCAGACAUUCUCAUCUACAUACCUUGAGAAAACCGUCGCUUGUCGUUUUCCUUCUGUCCACUCCAUUUAAUUUUCUUCCUGGUAAGGCGAUCAUUACCACCAAGAUUUCUGCAAAACCCACGCUCAGCGCCGGUCAAUAUUCUGACGAUGAUAUGAUGAAGAACAAAAUGGCUGUCUCCCUUUGAUGAAACAGGCAAGAAUUGAAGCUUUAAUUUGAAAGUACAACGUCGUACUUACCCUUUUUGGCAUGGAAGGUUUCUUCCUCAAGUAUGGAUAAAAGAAAGCAUAACUCGAGAAGACGGUUCGAGUGGUGGUUCAAACGCUGGCAUAAGAAACCUCAUCUCUCUGGUUUAACUGAUUCUUCAGAUGAAAGUGAUGAUGGCAUGGGCGCAGUCUGUGUUCGGUCGUUGGAGAUAGAGCCCUGCUUUCCCGACAAUGAAUUAAGACUGUUUGUGGGAACGUGGAACGUCGCCGGAAAGCCUCCGGUGGGGAGCUUGGCCGUUGAUUUGGAUGAAUGGCUGAAUCUUAAAGAAGCAGCUGACAUUUAUGUUCUUGGAUUUCAAGAAAUUGUGCCAUUGAAGGCAAAAACAGUGAUAGGAGCAGAAGAUCCAACAGAAGCCACAAAAUGGAACCUUUUGAUUGGGAAGACUUUGAACGACAAAUAUGGGUGUCCCUGGUUAACUCCCAUGGUUAAACCAAUCUCCAGCGACGACGAUUACGAGUACAAUGAGGCCACUGAUCUUCACUCCGGCAGGUACAAAUUAAUGGCUAGCAAGAAGAUGGUGGGCGUGUUCAUCAGCGUGUGGAUGAGAAAGGAAUUGUUGAGGAGAUAUCGAGUCUCAGGCGUGAAGGUUUCAUCAGUGGCGUGUGGAAUCAUGGGAUAUUUGGGCAACAAGGGAUCAGUUUCUGUGAGCAUGACUAUAGAAGGAACCAGUUUUUGCUUUGUGGUGGCACAUUUGGCCUCCGGCGAGAAGAAGGGCGAUGAAGGGAGAAGAAACUACCAAGUGUCCGAGAUUUUCCGGCGGACGUUAUUCCCCCGGAGCCCUGAAGACGGCGACAGUAAUCCUCCUCAUCCCCUCACAAUCCUGGGACACGACCGGAUAUUCUGGUUCGGCGAUCUCAACUACAGAUUAUACCUGGAAGACAAUUUAGCCCGGCAGUUGAUAGUGAAGCACGACUGGAACUCACUGCACAAGUUCGAUCAGCUCCGGCGGGAGCAGGAAGACGGCGGCGUGUUUGAAGGUUGGCGGGAAGGAAACAUAGAAUUCGCGCCCACAUACAAGUACUCUUCUUCUAACGCAAAUAUAUAUUCCGGCGGCCUUCCAAAUGCAGCCGGAGAGAAGCAAAGAACCCCCGCAUGGUGUGACAGGAUUCUAUGGUAUGGCAAGGGAAUUCAUCAGCUAUCCUAUCUCCGGAGCGAAAGCAAAUUCUCAGAUCAUCGUCCUGUCUCUGCUCUUUUCUGCACGCAGGUUGAAGCUCUAAACAGCAAUAAAAUCCCAGGCACAACUGCAGUGGAAAGGGCCGAGGAAGAGGUUACUCCUACGUUGUUAUCAUUGAUUGUAAAAGAUAUAGAGACAUCACCAACACAUAAGCAAACUUGUAGCUAGGUUAGAUCAUAUCACAGUUAAAUUUAGAAGCUGAUGAGAGUGGGAUAUAUAGAUUUCUGUUUUCUGUGUAGUCUAAGUGUAAUUGGCUUGUAAAUUUAGGCCCUGUUAAGUUGGACCUCCAGAUUGUUUGUUUAUUGGGCCUGGUAUACUAACCCAAGGAAUUUUGUGCAUUAAGUAAACAGAAAAUGGGCAAUUGUGUAGUGUGUAGAUGUAGCAGCAGAAAAGACAUGAAAAAAGAAAAUUUGUGAAGCAUAGAGUGAUACCAGAAUCCAAACAAGACAAAAGAGUAGAGGGAUUUGAAGAUCCGAAAUGACAACCAAAGAGACAGACACCCACCUUGUAUGUGCUAUCACCUCAAACAGUAGUGUCGUCUUAGUCAAAUCUUCUGCACAGGCUGUGACAAAAAAAGAAUAACGACAAGAUGCCAUCUCUGAUUAGUGCUAAUCACCUCAGCAUGGUUAAUCAUGCAUGUUUGAUGUUAAUGACCUUGUAAUUUGGAUGUCCAAAACCAAGUUAUCCUGUCCACAAAAUGUGACCCUCAACCCCAUAUUUUGCCCUAUGUGUUCUUUUAUCUUACCAUCCUUACCUAACACACAUUUGCAAUUGUAAUCACUCAUGUUUGAUGUUAAGAACCUUGUAAUUUAGUGAGAUCAGAUUAAUUACAUGUCCAGAAACCUUGUAAUUUAGUCGGAUU
Messenger RNA from Ipomoea nil (Japanese morning glory), 2507 nucleotides. RefSeq names its product type IV inositol polyphosphate 5-phosphatase 7-like. Gene Ontology annotation, molecular function: inositol-polyphosphate 5-phosphatase activity; phosphatidylinositol-3,4,5-trisphosphate 5-phosphatase activity; phosphatidylinositol-4,5-bisphosphate 5-phosphatase activity. The record is from RefSeq and is a predicted model, not a curated record. The transcript is spliced from 7 exons. Gene Ontology annotation, biological process: phosphatidylinositol dephosphorylation. Lineage: Eukaryota; Viridiplantae; Streptophyta; Magnoliopsida; Solanales; Convolvulaceae. The coding region runs from base 476 to 1813 and encodes 445 amino acids.